Messenger RNA from Canis lupus familiaris (dog), 3584 nucleotides. RefSeq names its product TNF receptor associated factor 2 (gene TRAF2). Gene Ontology annotation, cellular component: cytoplasmic side of plasma membrane; cytosol; plasma membrane signaling receptor complex. The record is from RefSeq and is a predicted model, not a curated record. Lineage: Eukaryota; Metazoa; Chordata; Mammalia; Carnivora; Canidae. Gene Ontology annotation, biological process: positive regulation of canonical NF-kappaB signal transduction; positive regulation of JNK cascade; tumor necrosis factor-mediated signaling pathway. Gene Ontology annotation, molecular function: ubiquitin protein ligase binding; tumor necrosis factor receptor binding; ubiquitin-protein transferase activity. The coding region runs from base 459 to 2030 and encodes 523 amino acids. The transcript has 11 exons.
UCACCCCUUUCCACCAGCCAGGACGGAGGUGUCGCUGGGUCUGAGCGGGCCAAUGGGGGCAGGUCGGCCACUUCCCAGUCUGGGCUCAGUGGGGGCUUUCUCUUCUGUUCCCAAUUCUGCAUGCCUCAAAGGCCUGUCAGCAGAGUCAAUUUUUUAAACAAUGUACUUGUGAAAAAACGUGCUUGUGAAAAUCCUAGGAAACAGCAAAGUCAAAGAGCGUUUUUGUGCUGAAAGUGCUGGCGGGUCCUUUGAGAUUGGCCCAGCCCUGCAGGCGCGGGGUCCACUGGGGGCUGCCUGCCCAGGAGGCAAGGAGUUCGCCAGGGGAGUCUGCAAGGAGUUCGCCAGGGGAGUCUCUUCCAGACUUGGGGCCAGGCCUAGGUGGCCAGGGCCAGGGCUUCUGUGACGUUCCUCUCCCCAGGAGGAGCCAUCGCAGAAGGGUGUGGCGGUUCCCGGCUCUCAUGGCUGCAGCCAGCGUGACCCCUCCCGGCUCCCUAGACUUGUUGCAGCCUGGCUUCUCGAAGACCCUCCUGGGGACCAAGCCAGAGGACAAGUACCUGUGCUCAGCCUGUAGGAAUGUCUUGCGCAGACCCUUCCAGGCCCAGUGUGGCCACCGCUACUGCUCUUACUGCCUGAGCAGCAUCUUGAGCUCUGGGCCUCAGAACUGUGCCGCCUGUGUUCACGAGGGCAUAUAUGAAGAAGGCAUUUCUAUUUUGGAAAGCAGUUCGGCUUUCCCAGACAACGCUGCACGCAGGGAGGUGGAGAGCCUGCCGGCCGUCUGUCCCAACAAUGGCUGCACCUGGAAGGGGACCCUUAAAGAGUAUGAGAGCUGCCACGAAGGACACUGCCCGUUCAUGCUGACUGAGUGCCCAGCUUGCAAAGGCCUGGUUCGCCUGGGGGAGAAAGAGCACCACUCGGAGCACGAGUGUCCAGAGAGAAGCCUCAGCUGCAGGCACUGCCGGGCACCCUGCUGCUGGGCUGACUUGAAGGCACACCACGAGGUCUGCCCCAAGUUCCCCUUGACUUGCGAUGGCUGUGGCAAGAAGAAGAUCUCACGGGAGAAAUUCCAGGACCACGUCAGGGCGUGUGGCAAGUGCCGAGUCCCCUGCAGGUUCCAUGUUGUCGGCUGUCCUGAGAUGGUGGAGAGCGAGAAGCAGCAGCAGCACGAGGCCCAUUGGCUUCGGGAGCACUUGGCCAUGUUGCUGGGCAGCCUCCUGGAGGCGAAGCACCUCUCAGGAGCUGGUGGCCCUUUCCUGGGUCUGAGUGAGAUGGGGGGCUGGGAAGCCAGCACACUGCACCCCGAGGCCGAGCUCUCCAAGGCCGCAGAACUCCAGCAGCGGUGUGAGGCCCUAGAGAGGAAGACGGCCACCUUCGAGAACAUCGUAUGUGUCCUGAACCGGGAGGUGGAGAGGGUGGCCAUGACCGCUGAGGCGUGUGGCCGGCAGCACCAGCUGGACCAGGACAGGAUCGAGGCCCUGAGUAACAAGGUGCAGCAGCUGGAAAGGACCAUUGGCCUGAAGGACCUGGCAAUGGCCGAACUGGAGCAGAAGGUCCACGAGAUGGAGGCGUCCACCUUUGAUGGCGUGUUCAUCUGGAAGAUAUCUGAUUUUGCCAGGAAGCGCCAGGAAGCUGUGGCCGGCCGCACGCCCGCCAUCUUCUCCCCAGCCUUCUACACAAGCAGGUAUGGCUACAAGAUGUGUCUGCGCAUCUACCUGAACGGAGACGGCACGGGGCGUGGGACACACCUGUCUCUCUUCUUUGUGGUGAUGAAGGGCCCCAAUGAUGCCCUCCUGCGGUGGCCCUUCAACCAAAAGGUGACCUUAAUGCUGCUGGACCAGAACAACCGGGAGCACGUGAUUGAUGCCUUCAGGCCCGAUGUGACCUCAUCCUCUUUCCAGAGGCCAGUCAGUGACAUGAACAUCGCCAGCGGCUGCCCCCUUUUCUGCCCCGUCUCCAAGAUGGAGGCCAAGAACUCCUAUGUGCGCGAUGACGCCAUCUUCAUCAAGGCCAUUGUGGACCUGACGGGGCUCUAGCUUUCUCCCACCAGGGUUGGGGGUCGCGGGUCACACCGGGCUGGAGCCUCACCGUGGGUGGGCACCUGCCACGCUCAUGUCCACUGGGAAGGGGCCGCCUCCUGGGAGAGGCCACUCAGCCUCUGAGUGGGGCAGGCUGCAGGCCUGUCAGUACCUGCUCGUGGGCCAUCAGUACAGGUGCUCAGGCGAGGUGAGCAGAGGGCGAGGUGAGGUGGCAUCUCGUCCUGUCCUUUGGUUGGAGAGAAGGGACAUUCCCGGGCCUGGCCGCUCCUCUGAGGAGAGGUCCUGCUCUGCAGGCCUGGCCAGGCUGGCGGGCACAGAGGGCACUCUUGUGUCCUCAGGGCAUCCUGUCGGCUGCCCCUGUGGCGAGUGCGGGGCACACACUGGGCCCUGCUGUCGGACAUGAUGCGUUAGCUGCCCUGUCGGGCUGUGGAGAAGUCGUUAUUAAACUGUUAAAUCUCCAUGGUGAGUGGUGUCCGUUUGCCUGUGGCCUUGCUGGUGGUAACCCUCACAGGGCCUCCUGGCUCUCUGCCCUCCUGUGGUCUCCUCCCCUUAUGUGUCCUGUCCCUACUGGUGUCACUGGAUCCCUGAGCAGUACCGUGGGUUCCCUGACACUUGAAGCUCGCUGCUGCUGGCCUUGCUGAGGCCAUCUGGAAUGUUCUUUACUAGCCGGCUCCUCCUCCCUCAGUCUAUACGUGUCCCUGCUCCUCCACACAGGGAACCUCUAGUGCUGGAAGAGUGGCCAGUAGAUCUUUGGCAUUUGGGGAUCGACAGGCAGCGUCGCCUCCCCAAACCGGGACUUCUCAGGUACCAGUCGGCAGUCAGUGGUUUUGGCGCCCUGACCUCAGGCUGAACCUCCGCCCAGUGCAGGACUAGGGCAGGCUAGUGGCCAGUGGCUGUCUGUACCUCUGGUUGGUUCUCAGGACCACUGGUUCCAGAGGGCCAGGCAGGGGGCUGCCUGGGCAUCUUUGCAGAGAACCUGACAUCACAACUCAUCCCUCUCUGUCAAGAGUUAAUGUGACAGGAAAGCUUGGAGGAAAAAGAACCGAGCCAUCCCAAGACCCGUGCAGUUGUGCUGAGACACAGGGCAGAAAAGCUGCCAUCUUGUGGGCCUUCCCUUUCCACUCUCCAGAGCGCUGUCCUCAUGAUUGGUGUCCACAGCCGCGACCACAGCAUCUUCACCCGCGUGUCACCUCCAAGCCACAGGGCACAUGCUGCCUGCAUUGGUCUCCUGACCUGGGAGCGCAGCACCCUGCACACUUCCGUCCCACCUGCCCGUUUGCUGGGCUCCCAAUGUGUGCAGGCUGUGUGGGCCAAAGGCCUGGGGGCUGCGGAGCCCGGACAAUCGCCUGCCCACCUUAUGCACUUGCCUCCUGGUUGGUGAGGUGCCUGUUGUCCCUGGGGACUGAGCCUUAAGAAAGUCUUGAACUCUGUCAGUGGACAAGAUCCUAAACGUGAAUGUGAUUACUUGGGUGAUCGUUUCCUGUGAUUUGUGCUCUUGACCACUUGUUCCACAAGUCCUGAGUCUCCCCAAGAAAAUACUUUUCUAUUUUU